Messenger RNA from Diplodia corticola, 813 nucleotides. RefSeq lists its product as uncharacterized. Gene Ontology annotation, cellular component: membrane. Bases 1 to 813 code for a protein of 270 amino acids. The record is from RefSeq and is a predicted model, not a curated record. The transcript is spliced from 2 exons. NCBI's taxonomy places the organism in Eukaryota, Fungi, Ascomycota, Dothideomycetes, Botryosphaeriales, Botryosphaeriaceae.
AUGUCGGGCUCCUUCAAGGAUCGGAACAUGGACCUCAUCUCCCGAGGCUCCUACAAGUCCACUCCGGGCGGCACCGCCAUCUUCAUCGGCCUCCGCGCACUCGACCCUCUGCUCCAAUACGCCAUCCUCGCCCACGGCCUCGGCUCCAACCUCCUCGACGCCGUCGGCCUCGGCGCCCGCCCGCCCCCAAUCCUGUCGCUGCGCACCGGCGUCCAUCUCAUCGAUGUGCUCGACCUCAGCGCCCCGCGCCUGGCCCUGCUCUCCAUGGCCGUCGGCUCCUCGCUCAAGCAGAUCCACUGGCUGACCUUCCUCUCGCGCGAAGAAUUCCCCGCAAAAGCCGCCCUCACCGUCGGCAUCUUUAACACCGUCGUCAACAGCAUCAACACCCUCGCCUUCUGCUCCUCCCUCCUCUCCACCGCCAACCCGCCCCACGACAUCAGUGAGAGCAGCCUCGCCCCCGCCGCCGCCGCCGGCUGCGUCCUCUACGUCGUCGGCAUCGCCGUCGAGUGGAUCUCCGAGAUGCAGCGCGCGCGCUUCAAGGCCGACCCGGCCAACGAGGGCAAGCCCUACACCGGCGGCCUGUGGGCGCUAGCCCGCCACAUCAACUACGGCGGCUACUCUCUCUGGCGCGCCGGCUUCGCCAUGGCUGGCGGAGGCUGGGUCAUGGGCACCAUUUUCGGCGCCUUCUACCUGUGGGAUUUUUCGACCAGGGCGAUCCCGGUGCUGGACAAUUACUGUUCGGGACGGUAUGGCGAGGACUGGAAGAAGUUCAAGAAACAGACACCGUCUCGGCUGUUGCCGUUCAUAUUCUAA